CGAGCGCGCGAGCGGCGGGCGCGGCAUGGCGAGGCCCCGGCGGCCGUGAGGGAGCGCGGGCGGACGCGGCAGCCAUGUCGCCGGUGUGGUCGCUGCUGGCGGGGCUGCUGCUGCUGCUGCUAUGGGUGCGGCACCGGGGGCUGGAGGCCGUGCUGGUGCACCACCGCUGGGUCUUCGUCUGCUUCUUCCUCAUGCCGCUCUCCAUCCUCUUUGACGUCUACUACCAUCUGCGCGCCUGGGCCGUCUGGCGCCUCCACAGCGCCCCGCGGCAGCACGCCCAGCGCGUUCGCAACAUCCAGGCGCAGGUUCGGGAAUGGAAGAAAGAAGGCAGCAAAAGGUACAUGUGCACUGGCCGGCCGGGUUGGCUGACUGUGUCACUUCGUGUUGGCAAGUACAAGAAGACUCAUAAGAACAUCAUGAUCAACUUAAUGGAUGUUCUGGAAGUGGACAGUGAAAGACAGGUUGUUCGUGUGGAGCCUUUGGUGACCAUGGGCCAGUUGACUGCCUACCUCAACCCAAUGGGCUGGACUGUUCCUGUGGUACCAGAGCUUGAUGAUCUUACAGUAGGUGGCCUGAUCAUGGGGACCGGCAUUGAGUCUUCAUCCCAUAUCUAUGGACUUUUCCAGCACACCUGUGUGGCCUAUGAGCUUGUUCUUGCUGAUGGAAGCCUUGUGAGAUGCUCACCAACUGAAAAUUCAGACCUAUUUUAUGCAGUGCCUUGGUCUUGUGGUACUCUGGGUUUCCUGGUUGCAGCAGAAAUAAAAAUGGUUCCUGCCAAGAAAUAUGUCAAAUUGCACUACUGUCCCGUGAGAGGACUGCAGAAGAUCUGUGAAAAGUUCACUGAGGAGUCUAAGAAAAAGGAGAACAGCUUUGUGGAAGGACUCGUGUAUUCUUUGGAUGAAGCAGUCAUCAUGACAGGAGUCUUGACUGAUGAAGCUGAGCAAAGCAAGGUAAACAGGAUUGGUAACUACUACAAGCCGUGGUUCUUUAAGCAUGUGGAACAGUAUUUGAAAGAGGACAGCACUGGCACAGAAUACAUUCCCUCCAGACAUUAUUACCACAGGCAUACACGCAGUAUCUUCUGGGAACUCCAGGACAUCAUUCCUUUUGGCAAUAACCCUGUUUUCCGUUACCUGUUUGGCUGGAUGGUUCCUCCAAAAAUCUCUCUGUUAAAGCUCACCCAAGGAGAAGCCAUUCGAAAGCUGUACGAGCAGCACCACGUUGUGCAGGACAUGCUGGUGCCAAUGAAGAGCCUCCAGAAGUCCAUCCAGACCUUCCACAACGACCUUCAUGUGUACCCUCUCUGGUUGUGUCCUUUCAUACUGCCUAAUAAUCCUGGUAUGGUCCACCCAAAAGGAGAUGAAACAGAACUCUACGUGGAUGUAGGAGCUUACGGAGAGCCCAGAAGGAAACAGUUUGAAGCCAGGGCUUCAAUGAGGCAGAUGGAGAAGUUUGUAAGAAGCAUACAUGGUUUCCAGAUGCUGUAUGCAGAUUGCUACAUGACCCGUGAGGAGUUCUGGGAUAUGUUUGAUGGCUCCUUGUACCACAAGCUGAGGGAGCAGAUGAAUUGCAAGGAUGCCUUUCCAGAAGUGUAUGACAAAAUCUGCAAAGCAGCAAGGCACUGAGCCUGGGUGACCUAAUCAAGCAAUCAGGGAAAGAUGAAUUUACCUAUAGCUAGUCAAUAUUUCCUUUAAAACAACACCAACAAAGCUUUAUUGCUCUCCAAAUAAGCUCCUUCCUGUCAAUGUUUGAAGAUAUGAAUUCCUGCUUUAUACUAUUUAUGUUUAGUAUUUCUUUGUACGUUUUAAAUCCCAUUUUCCAACCUCAAAGUGAUUGUUUUUAAGAGAUCUCAAGUGCUAGCCUUUGUGUCUUGAUGUAGGGGACAUAGGUGAGCUCACCAGUUUCCAAGCGCUGGAAGAGCAACUGCCUGAAGAGAGCUGGAGUGACAGCAGCUGUAUGCGAUAGCUACUGGAAGUGGUGGGUGAGGGCUGAGAAAUAGGUGCCAAAGCUGAAAGCAUUGUCAAACGAAUGCUGGUGUUGAAGCCCUUUGCCUGCAGCGGGGAGCCCGUAGGGCAGCUCAGCGACCGCACCACCGGCGGUAGGGCGCUGCGCGGUGCUGUGCCGUCAGUGUUCCGCCGUGCCGUCAGCUCGGCAGAGCACUGCAGCUCCCUGACGGCAGGCCUGAGCACUGGGGGGGUGAGGAAAAUGCUUUUUACUUGUGCCUAUCAGAUUUGUACUGGUUUUGGUUAUGAAGUGUAAGUGGGUGUAGGUUUUAGCUACUUUGUAACUGGCUAACAGUGCGUUGCUGGGGGGUUGGUCUCCCCCCAAAUCUCAAUGUUCUGGCUUUGCAGACUACUGAAGACAUUGCUGCUAUUCCCUAUAGCCAAGCUUUAAUUUCAGUUUUUACUUGUUGUGGAUCUGUUUGUUUGGAUUUUUUGAGGGGUUCUGGUUGUUGCUUAAUUUUAGUGCCUUACAAAAUACUCAGUUGGAGGAAGACAUGGGUUAUUUCACACCCGUCAGAGGAGGAGGUCAAGGCUUUAGUCAGAGCACGUGGCUGUGGAUAAGCAGAGCCCCUGUGGCUCUUCAGCACACACAGGCUUUGGUUCUGACUCGAGUGGCCCUUCUGCUUUUUUGUUUUAGCUGGAGUAGAUUGAUAGGCUUUGUAAAAGGACUGUUUCAGUCACCUGGAGAGGAAGCCAGCAGCGAAUGCUGUUGGGUUCCUUCUGCCUGCUUGCUGGUGAGAAGGGUACACUCACUUCGGCCGAAGAAGUGUGGGAAUGUUUUGACCCUGUAGCCAAAAAAACACGGUUCAGAACCAACCCUGUGUCUUGUCCAAGCAGUACUUCAAACUGUUACUUGAAACCUUGCUGAUCUUGAAGGAGAAAAAAGUGAUUUUCUUGAGGCUUGGGUGAGGUGAAGACAUUCUUCAGCAGUUCCCAGUGGGAGGCCUGAUUUCUGUAUGAGUGCUAAACCAAUGAUUAUAUUUAUUGAUAGAUGGAUGUUUAUGGUCCAGAUGAAACCAAUGAUAAAGCAGUGACAAGAAGAAGCUUGGCCUGUUGCUCAGUGAUGCAUGCUGGGCAAACUGGGUGCAGAUCAAGUACCCCUUAGAGCCCCCCGUCAGGGCCUGGGAGCAUGAGCAGCCUGCCAAGGGGAGACGCAGCCAGUGCAGAGCCUGCAGUGCUGCCCGAGCCACACUGGGGCUGUGUCAGUGAUCCAGGGGCAUCUGCUACACCCUGCCAGGCUUUGGGGUGCAUGGGAAGGCAAACGCUGAUUCCUGGGGUGUAAGCUGCCCUCCUGCCCCUGGGGCAGAGCUAUGAUUUAGCCCAGUGAUUGUAACACAAGCUGCAAAGAGAGGGUUUGGUUAGCUCUGACAGGGCGAGGUUAAAGAGCUGGAGGACAUGCAGAUCCCUUUCCCUGGGCCGCCUUUCUCUCACGUACGUACUGCUGAUCUUUAGGUGUGCACUGUAUUUGGGUUUUCACUCCUUAAUUUAUUGGCAAACGCUGUUUGGGGUGGUUGGGUGCUGUCCCUGUGCCUGUCACACACCCGCAUCGUGGCUGUGGCUCUUCAUUUUCCGUUGUACGGGCUGUGAAAAUAAAAGAUCUAUCCAGCA
This is a messenger RNA of Pogoniulus pusillus (Red-fronted tinkerbird), 3611 nucleotides long. It is a transcript of the gene DHCR24, whose product is annotated as 24-dehydrocholesterol reductase. Gene Ontology annotation, biological process: steroid metabolic process. Gene Ontology annotation, molecular function: Delta24(24-1) sterol reductase activity; FAD binding. The record is from RefSeq and is a predicted model, not a curated record. The transcript is spliced from 9 exons. NCBI's taxonomy places the organism in Eukaryota, Metazoa, Chordata, Aves, Piciformes, Lybiidae. Bases 75 to 1625 code for a protein of 516 amino acids. Gene Ontology annotation, cellular component: membrane; cytoplasm.